This is a messenger RNA of Brassica oleracea var. oleracea, 734 nucleotides long. RefSeq lists its product as uncharacterized. Lineage: Eukaryota; Viridiplantae; Streptophyta; Magnoliopsida; Brassicales; Brassicaceae. Bases 215 to 568 code for a protein of 117 amino acids. The transcript is spliced from 2 exons. The record is from RefSeq and is a predicted model, not a curated record.
UUGAUUAGAAGGGGAAAAAGAAACAAAAGGUCGUGAAUGUCUCCGUCCCUCUUCAGGUCUCACGCAAGCUAAGGAUCGGAAUCAGGAAUAUUCCGGCUGCCUGUGAAUCUCCGCCGUUAUUAGAAAACGGAAAAUCGUUAGUCGGUUUAAGAAAGGGAAGAGAUUGUCUACUGAUGUGCAGAAGCGGUUAGUGUGAGGAAGUUAGCGAAGGAUUAUGUCUCUGAGGAUAAAAUUAGUGGUGGAUAAGUUUGUGGAGGAGCUGAAGCAAGCUCUUGACGCCGAUAUACAAGAUCGGAUCAUGAAGGAGAGGGAGAUGCAGAGCUAUAUCGAAGAGCGAGAGCGCGAAGUCGCUGAGCGAGAAGCCGCCUGGAAAGCCGAGCUCUCUCGCCGCGAGACGGAGAUUGCUAGACAGGAAGCGAGGUUGAAGAUGGAGAGAGAGAAUCUGGAGAAGGAGAAGAGCGUUCUCAUGGGGACCGCGUCGAGUCAGGAUAAUCAAGACGGAGCUCUGGAGAUUACUGUGAGUGGUGAGAAAUAUCGGUGUCUUAGAUUCUCCAAGGCCAAGAAAUGAGGGGACAAAAGGGUGUGUGUACUAUGUUACUCUCCUUUUCAUUAGCAAUUAGAUAAGGAUAAGUUUUGUUCUUUGUUUAUGAUGAUGAAAUGGAAAAGAAAUUGUUGAAACGAUACUAAGUUUGUGUAAUAAUUGAUUUCAGUGAAGAAAAGUUUGUGUUUCCUGC